AUGCUACUCAGUCUGCGCACCAGCAGUGGAUUUGAGCAGAUAACUGUGAGACCGUCCAUGUACAGGGAGGCUUUGACCAGCACGCCACCGCUGCCGGGGAUUGUCACUCCUCCCGUGCUCAAGUCCUUCCUGAUGGACUCAGUAAAAGAUCGAGAGCCUUUAGUUUUGUCUUUUCAAUCCAAGUGUGAGCUUUCAUCUGCAUUCCUUGAAAUGGAUGCAUCAUAUAUCGAGGCUAUUGAGGACAAGAUUAGGAACAAAGUUUUAUCUGUAAGGAUUCGUAUUUCGGAGUAUUUUGGAGAUUAUGACAAAUUACAUACUGAUUAUAUCACAAAAUCGCAGUUCCUACGAUGCUUGGACCAAACUGUGGGGAUUCAUCUCAGCCCAGAGGAGAUUAAUGCCCUACUCAAUAAAUAUGAUUUAAAGUGUGAUGGGACUGUCAACUACAGUCACUUCGUUGAUGUCAUUGAAAAACGUUUCGAUCCCAAUAAUUUGAGGAAAGACCCAAGUCUACAGGUAGUGGAAGCUCCAGCAUUCCUUGGAGAGGUCAACCCUGAAAAUGACUCAGACUCCAUGAAGUGCAUUGAGACCCUCAUGAAGCAGCUGUGUACCUAUUAUAAAUACCAUGGGAUCGAAAUAUUGCCACCAUUCCAUGACUCAGACAAGCAAAACAUUGGGACGGUGACAGAUAGUCAGGUGAGACGAAUGGAUAGAGACUUUUAUAAGUCAGAACUUCCAGCCAAGUAUUGGUUUGAAGCAUGUCUACAUGCCAAGACUGCAUUAAUAGCAGUGGCUCUGUGGUACUGGAUUGUCAUGCCAACAUUUACAUUAAUCCCAUGUGAACAUAUAUACUCAGGGGGCGAUGCAGUGGACGAGGAAGGCAUAGAUGCAGUUGCUCCGGCUGCCGCGAUGGGUCCAGCGUUUCGCCGUGCUAUAAUACGUCCUGUUGGUCUGACGGAUGAGAUGGUGUCAGUAAUUGCCUCUCACUAUGUAGUCCCAGGGAAGCCUGGCUUCAUCAACUACCUUAACUUUUACAAUGACAUUCUCGCCGGGAUCAAGGCCAUGGAGACAGAUCACCCCAUUAGGCCACCAAUUCCCUAUGGCUACUGGCCACCUGAGAUACCCAAACUGCCUUGGAUUCUUGAGGUGUUUGACAAAAUCCGAAGAACCGUUUUCCUGAAGGGUAUUCGGACUUCAGAGUUCUUCAAAGAUUAUGACAAACUGAGGACUGGGCUUAUCACAGAGAGCCAGUUUAGGCGAGGUUUGUACCUGACUUGUGGAAAGGAAGGCACCUUAACAGAGCAAGACAUCCAGACACUCCUCAAAUGCUUUGGCACAGGAGAUGGCAAAGUUCGCUAUCGUGAUUUCUGUGAUGUGAUGGAACACGCAUAUAAUGUCCCUCACCUGGAAAAAUAUCCCACGGCGGAUGUGUGCAGGCCACCAAGAGGAACUCUGUUCCAGCUUGGGGCAGAGCUAACAGAUUUAGAAGAGAAACGUGUGAACACAGUGCUCAGAGAGUUUGCCCAGCAAGUGGAGAUGAGGCAAUUUUUGGUGAAUCCAUUCUUCAAAGAUUUUGAUGAGAAAGUUGCGUACAGGAGACUCCUGACUAAGUCCCAGUUUGAGAGGGGAUUGGAUUACCUGGGGUUCACCGUGCUGCCAAUGGACUUCAAGCUGCUCUGCAAGAAAUUUGAGGAUCCAGUGACUGGAGAAAUAAACUAUGUGGCGUUUAGCCAGGCUAUUGAUAAAGAAUACACCGGUUUUAAAGUGGAUUCCUUUGAGCCUGAAACACCGGCAGAAGAGUCAACGCCUACCCUGGAACACCAACGACUUGGGUUCACUCCGCAGCCGAAGACAGGCUCCAGCAAUGUGGACGUGGGUGAACUGCUUGCUCGAAUGCGCCACCAUGUUCUAGUCAACAGAGUCAGGACUGUUGAUUUCAUUGAGGACUUUGACACUUUGCGCAGUGGACGAAUCACCAUCCCAGUCUUCAGGAGGACUCUGAGUAUAAUUGGAUUCGACCCUGAACUAAAUGAUGCCGAAUUCAGAGCUUUGGUGGAAUGUUAUGAAGACCCCAAGAUGCCCGGCUAUGUCACCUGGACUAACUUCACCAAGAACAUCGACUCAGUGUUCACCCUCCCUGAGUUGGAGAAGAGACCCAAUGUAAAGGUCCCACCAUUAGAGACUUACCAGUUGCCGAAGGUUGGCACUGUGGAUGCAGACAUCUUAAGCCCCACAGAGCGGGCUCAAUUCGAGUCAUUGAUGUGUCAUUUGAGGGAUCGGAUUAUCCACCGGCAUCUCGAGACAUAUCCAGUGUUUCAAGAUUUUGACAAACAUAACAAUAAGCAUGUGUUGCGGGCCCAGUUCCGCCGGUGCCUUUCUCAGCUCAACCUGCCAGCGACCGAGGAAGAGAUGGAUCUCCUGGACAAAGUGUUCUCUGAUGAACUGGGCUUCAACUACAUCAGGUUCCUGGAGCAGGUGGAUCCCCAGGAGAAGCCUGAGAAGAUGUACAACAAACUAAUGAAUGAAAUUCACCUGCUGAAUAAGUCAAGGAAAAGCUUUGAACAGCGGGCUUCAUCUGACAUCAACUGCAUCUUAGAAAAGAUUAAAACCAAGAUGUACAGAAAGCCGAUUAAGAUAGGCGACCAUAUGAAGGACUUUGACAAACUGAAUAGCAGGCGUAUUCUAAAGAGUAACUUCAGGAGGGCGCUUGACUUGGAUGGGUUUGAGUUACAACCUUCGGAGAUGGCAAUUCUUGAGAAAGCGUAUGAAUCGUGUGAGAAACCAGAUUACGUUGAUUAUAAACGAUUCAUCGCAGAAAUUGAAUCCAUAUUUACACUUGAGCAUCUUGAGAAGUUUCCUCGAGCAGAGAGUAAGGAAAAUAACAAAAUUGACGAAGAGGUAUUAAAUUGUACAUGCGUCACUGUCCAUGGAGUAACUAAUAAGAUUGGUGAACUGCGGGAGCAAGUUGUCACAUGGGGUUAUGAAGUAGUUGCAUUAACAGAGAUUACUCAAAGUCAGGAAUGGGUUCCUAAUAUUCCUGGUUACCGAGUAUUUGGGAACGAUGGAGAAGGAGAAAAAAGGAUGGAUGAUGGCCGGAAUUUUGAGGAGGUGAUGGGGGAAAGAUGGCGAGACCCCUGUGUCGCCUCUUUUCAGGAAGGCCCGCCGUAUCUUGUGCCGCUCAGGCACUUAACAGGCCAGCGGUGGGCCAUCCCCUGGGAUCAAGGACCCUGGGAAGUGAAAGUCCUGCCCACCGAGGGCUACUGGCCAAUCAGAGGUUGGCAGCUCUUCUGUGAGCAACAGCCCCACUAUGGAGGUGGUGGUUAA
Carcharodon carcharias (great white shark) is the source of this 3321-nucleotide messenger RNA. RefSeq lists its product as uncharacterized. Bases 1 to 3321 code for a protein of 1106 amino acids. The record is from RefSeq and is a predicted model, not a curated record. Gene Ontology annotation, molecular function: calcium ion binding. NCBI's taxonomy places the organism in Eukaryota, Metazoa, Chordata, Chondrichthyes, Lamniformes, Lamnidae. The transcript is spliced from 22 exons.